AUGCGCUCGGACUACAACAAGAGCAAGGGAGGGUACACAGGCACACCCACGAGUCUGGUUAAGAUGAAACAGAUCAUGAUCGACGGACUCAAGGGAACGGCUAAAAACCUGUACAACAUCAUGGCGAACCCGGACGUCGUAUCAGACCGGACGUUCACUAACAUCGACGUCGCAGUUUCGAGCCUGUUCGACUCCGCCGCUGAUCGAGGAGAAAUAACCACGGGAGACUCAAGUCGCGAGGACUGGUGGAAUAACUUCACGAGCUGGCUCAGGAAGACGCUCUUCUUCUGGAACAAGGAUUCCUCUCGCCGUCUCCUCUAG
Molecule: messenger RNA, 321 nt
Organism: Phytophthora sojae
Lineage: Eukaryota; Oomycota; Peronosporomycetes; Peronosporales; Peronosporaceae
Exons: 2
Coding region: 1-321 (106 amino acids)
Source: RefSeq, a predicted model, not a curated record